AACCCCUCUAGCUCCAACUCCAAAUUCCAUAGCUUGAACUUCCCUGCAUUGUCUUGCAUUCCUAGCUAGCCCCAACCUUUUCAGCCUCCAAAUCAUGGCUCCUCCUGAACAUAAGCCAACCUCUGAGGGGGACAAGAAUAAACUUCUCGGCCGCGAAGUUAGAGACAUGGUGGAUGUCAUAACAAACCGCAUUGCUGGUCUCCACAACCAGGAAAGCUCGGCUGAUGAGGAUGAUCAUGGCAUUAGAAUCAUUACUCUUGCUGGAACCAACACGGGAGCUACAAUGCGAAGUGAGUUGGAUGAUCAGAAAGGUAAAAAGUUGCCUGAUGGGGAGUCGUUUGGUGAGCCUGAGGCAUCAGGUACUUAUGUUAACAGCAAUUUCCAAGCUCUUAACAAUUCUAUCAUGUUUGGUAGCCACUACAACACUAAUGAUCCUGGAGUUCAUAUGGACAUUUCGGAUACUUUUGAACCUCAUGGACUCAAGCCUGGUAAGCAUGGAAAGAAGGGGAAGAAGAAAGACAAGGGAUUGAAGGAGGAAAAUCAUUCUGACCAUUCAGAUUGAUCAGGUCAGUAAGGAAGGAAAAUUGAAGCAGGAGGUGCAAAAGGAAUGAAGCUGUGCUUUAGUAAUGCUCUAUAUUCAAAAGGUUUAGGUUUGCAUGUUGAAAUAACUUGCUACAGGUUUGAUUUUCAGUAUUUCAGCAGGAUCAGAAUAAAGUUUCAAAAAUCAUGUAUGGUGUGAUUUACAUUUGAAUGAUGGUGUGCCUGUAAUAACUUAGCUAUUAAAUGUUGAGCAUAGAAUGGCUAAAUAUUUCUUUUACUGUCAAUGGAAGUCAUUGGAAUUGAUAUUAAGUUCAUAUUUAUAGUAA
Populus trichocarpa (black cottonwood) is the source of this 866-nucleotide messenger RNA. RefSeq lists its product as uncharacterized. The record is from RefSeq and is a predicted model, not a curated record. NCBI's taxonomy places the organism in Eukaryota, Viridiplantae, Streptophyta, Magnoliopsida, Malpighiales, Salicaceae. The coding region runs from base 95 to 562 and encodes 155 amino acids. The transcript has a single exon.